AUGCAAGUCCUGAACUACAACAGCAACCACCCGAUCGGUCACAAACGCAGCUGCGUAAGAGGGCUAUACCGGCGCGUUGAGACGCAUUGCAACGAAGCGGAAGACAAAGUUGCUGAGUUACCACAUAUCCGACGGCUGCUGAGAGCGAAUGGUUACCCGUGCAACCUUGCCAACCAAUGCAUACGCAAACGAGGGAAGAAGCAACAUCCAACUGGUCCAAAAGUUUGGCGAGCUCUUCCGUACAUGAAGAAUGUAUCGGAAGCGAUCUACACUUCCAUCGUGAAACUGCUGGCUGCCUUCACCCUGUCCGUCCUUGUGCUGCACCUACGGAAGGAGCAUCAGACAUGGUACUUUGUCUGUAAACGCGUUCGUUCCUUCGUCAUAAUGGUGAUGACCAUCGCCGACCACACCAACGACAGGCUGCGCGUUCGUGACACACGUAUCCCCUCGGUCAUUCUAAUUCUCAGCGUGGAUCGAUUCCUUCUACGUUACUUCAGCAGGACGAGCGAAACCUGUAUACAUCUGCCUGAUUUUACAGACUGCCUCAUUCACUCUCUCCUUUAUCCCAUCGUCUGCGAGGACCUCCUCCUGUCUCACCCCAUGAUGCCAUAUGAUUUCCCCUGUGAGAAGGAGCGUUCCGACCCCUCACAAGUUCUCCUUUAUAUCACGAUGCCAUCUCACUGCAUCAUGCCAAUCUAA
Messenger RNA from Dibothriocephalus latus, 699 nucleotides. The record is from the annotation of a GenBank genome assembly. NCBI's taxonomy places the organism in Eukaryota, Metazoa, Platyhelminthes, Cestoda, Diphyllobothriidea, Diphyllobothriidae.